This is a messenger RNA of Erpetoichthys calabaricus (reedfish), 1798 nucleotides long. RefSeq names its product interferon-induced protein 44-like. The transcript is spliced from 10 exons. Bases 183 to 1685 code for a protein of 500 amino acids. Gene Ontology annotation, molecular function: GTP binding. The record is from RefSeq and is a predicted model, not a curated record. Lineage: Eukaryota; Metazoa; Chordata; Cladistia; Polypteriformes; Polypteridae.
GCUUACUUUAUGUGUGAAGAUGUGGGCAGCUGAUAUAUAGUUAUAAAAUAACGUAAUAAAAGAUCAGAUAUAGUUGAUGCCACACAAUCAAGCAAGGAGCUAAAAUCAAAUUGAAGAGGCACGAGGGGGAAAACAAUACUGCGGGACUCAAUAUACAAGACUGGAGACCUAUUAACUGAAGAAUGGCACAAGUUAAAUCAAAUCUCUCUAGGAAAGAACACCAGCUGCUUCUUUCUCUCUUUGAUUCAGUAAGUUUCACUCUACUGUACAAAGCCAGUGUCCAUGGAUACAGUGCUGCAAAUUUCCAUUCCAAAUGUGACAAUCAAGGUCCCACCCUCACGAUAGGCUACAACUACUCUGGAUACAUAUUUGGGGGCUACACCUGUAUGAGCUACAGCCAGUCUGGUGGUUACAAAGCUGAUAAUUCAGCCUUCCUUUUCUACCUUAAAAAUGAAGACAAAAAAAGUGAACCUGUGAGAAUUCCUGUUACAAAAGCUGAAAAUGCCAUCUAUGAUGUUAAUAACCGGGGUCCUGACUUUGGAACAGCUUUGCAGUUCCUCUAUAACAACAGCGCAGCAAUCUACAGUAAUCCAGGAAACUCCUACAUGUUUGAACCUUUGGAGUUUUGCGGAAAUGAUUUUAAACUCAGAGAAUGCGAAGUGUAUCGAGUGGAAUUAGCUGAAGAUUUAUUGGAGAAGCCAUGGAGGAGCAUUCAGUGGAAGGCUGAGAGAAAAAAAGAGUUGAUGAACCUCAUCAUGACAUACAAGCCGACUGUAUCCUCAGUUUCCCAAGUCAGAGUUCUUCUUGUUGGUCCCAUUGGAGCUGGGAAGUCCAGUUUCUUCAAUUCAGUAAAUUCUGUUUUUCGUGGCCAUGUAACUAGCCAAGCCAUUGCUGGCUGUGCAGUGACCAGUGUGACCAAACAGUUUCGGACUUAUUCAAUCAAGGCCGGCCGAGAAGGCAAGCAGUUGCCUAUUGUUUUGUGUGACACAAUGGGCUUGGAGGAAUCCAGUGGUGCCGGGGUAUGUGUGGAGGACAUCGCCAACAUCGCUAUGGGGAACAUUCCUGACAGAUAUCAGUUCAAUCCAUCUGCUCCAAUACAUUCCAAGACACCUGGAUGCGUAAAAUCUAAAACCAUAAAGGAUAAAAUCCACUGUGUUGCCUUUGUGAUUGAUGCCUGCAAGAUCAAGAUCAUGCCAUCGAAACUGGAAGAUAAACUGCUUGCUAUCCGUGAAAAGUUAAACUUGCUAGGUGUGCCACAGCUGGUACUGCUGACCAAAGUGGAUGAGGCCUGUCCUUUGGUGGCUGAGGAUAUAAGAAAUGUGUAUCGCAGCAGAUUUACUGAAAGAAAGAUUCAAGAGGUGGGAGCUAGGUUUGGAAUUCCAGUGUCUUGCAUUGUUCCAAUACAAAAUUAUUCUAGAGAGCUGGAACUGGAUGACAACGUAAAUAUUCUGCUGCUCAGCGCCAUAAUUCAGAUGUUGCGGUUUGCAGAUAAUUAUUUUGAUGACAUCAGCUAUGAGGAGAUGAAUAAUCUGGAUACAGACUCCCUAUUAGAAAAUAACGUUAAUGAACGACGAAGCCGCAGCAUCACUGACUCCUUUGAGCUGAGAACUGGACGCACUCCCAAAAGAGAGUUAAGCAUACAUGACGAGGCAGAAAGAAGCUGGGCUGAGUGUGCAGUGAUGUGACAGAGAAAAAUAGGCUUUGUUUUUGCCUGUCUGUUCUUCAUGUAUAUGUAACCAUUAAACAAAUAUUAAUUAGUACCAGAAGAUCUAUGCAAAUCAUAAAAACUUUUGAAACC